Molecule: messenger RNA, 636 nt
Organism: Hyalella azteca
Lineage: Eukaryota; Metazoa; Arthropoda; Malacostraca; Amphipoda; Hyalellidae
Gene: NHP2
Product: H/ACA ribonucleoprotein complex subunit 2-like protein
Exons: 3
Coding region: 147-620 (157 amino acids)
Source: RefSeq, a predicted model, not a curated record
AUUAUUUGUUGACGUUGUGCUUAUGGGCUGUAAUAGGUACUCUGUUGUUGAACAGUUGAAGAACUUUAAAGUUGCUGAUUAGUUUCAAAUUUCAAUUAAUCGAAAUUUUGGUUUUAAACAAUCUUUUCCUUCAUUAUAUUAAAAAAAUGACGAAAAUAACCGGCGAAAACAACCAAGAUUUGGAAAUGUCUGUGGCUGAAGCUAAUGACGUCGAAGGGGAAUUGAGUUAUGAAGAACGAUUGGCCAGGUGUACAGAAAUUGCGAAGCCUAUGAGUUCCAAAAAAACGUUGGGUAGAAUCAGGAAAUUGAUAAAGAAAGCCUCCAAAGAUGUGAAGGGAAAUUUAGCUUAUGGCACUAAAUCUGUCCAGUCAGCUCUACGGAAAGAUGUCAAGGGGAUUGUUUUAAUUGAUGGUUCACUGCGGCCAAUAGACACAUUGUGCCAUUUACCUGGAGUAUGCGAGGAGAAGAACAUCCCCUACAUCUACGUGACAUGCAACACAGACCUCGCUGGAGGCAAGAUCUCACGCAGCCACGUCAUGCUCAUCAAACCCAACCCUGACUACCAGGAGGCCUAUGAUAAGGUCCUCGAAGACAUCAAAACCACACCUCUCGACUAUUAAGAUAGCAAUAAAGUUA